Molecule: messenger RNA, 1864 nt
Organism: Marchantia polymorpha subsp. ruderalis
Lineage: Eukaryota; Viridiplantae; Streptophyta; Marchantiopsida; Marchantiales; Marchantiaceae
Source: the annotation of a GenBank genome assembly
CCCUAACUCCGAGCACUGAUCAGACUUCUGCGUCCGUCAGCAGCUAAACGUCCGGCAGCACUCUCCCAUCCGACCGGGCCGGGACGGGCCAGGACUUGCGGGUCGGAAAGCGUUUGGUGGCGAUCUUACUUGGCGGAGCGGGAUCGGAAGUUGCUGCCGGAUUUGUGCCAACAGCGCAAGCUCGAGUCGAUCCGACCUCGUCUUUCUGGAUACUCGUUCUUUGCUCGUGCCUUGGCUCGUACUCCUCUUCCCUCCCUCCCUCCCUCCCUCUCUCUGCUGCUGCUGCCCUCGAGCUUUGUCGUCCUCCGUGCAAUUGGAGUGCAGGGCGACUCGCCUCGCGCGCAUUGUCGACCUCGUAGGUUGCGUUUCUUGGAGAAAGAAGCUUUGUGCAUUUUGUGCCUGGCAGAUGUGUUUUAGGGGUUUAGGGGUGCUGUGUCUUGAUUGCGAGUGAGUGAGACCUGGGACUGAAAGGAAGAGAGAAAGAGAGAGGAGGAUUUUUCGAUUUCUCCACCUCCGCAGGGUUCUGGAAAAUUGCGCGUCGGACGUCUGUCAGGCCCGGCUGCCCGUCCGGUGUUGGAGCUUUGUGAGCAGCGAGCGAGCGAGUUAGCCAGCCAGCAUGUUUCUUACGAGGAGUGAGUAUGACCGAGGAGUCAACACCUUCUCGCCGGAAGGGCGUUUGUUCCAGGUCGAGUAUGCUAUCGAGGCUAUCAAGCUGGGCUCCACUGCCGUAGGCUUGAAGACCAAGUUUGGCGUUAUAUUGGCAGUGGAGAAGCGAAUUACCUCGACUCUGCUCGAGCCCAGCAGUGUCGAUAAGAUUAUGGAAAUUGACUCGCAUAUCGGGUGCGCUGCCAGUGGGCUUACAGCCGAUGCCCCGACUUUAGUGGAGCAUGGGCGUGUCGAAACUCAGAACCAUAGAUUCUCUUACAACGAGCCCAUGAGCGUUGAAUCCACCACUCAAGCUCUUUGUGACCUAGCUCUGCGCUUCGGUGAGGGAGACGAAGAUUCCAUGUCGAGACCAUUCGGAGUUUCACUUCUCAUAGCCGGUCACGAUGAGACUGGUCCCUGUCUGUAUAUUACGGAUCCAUCCGGGACGUUCUGGGAGUGUGAUGCUAAAGCCAUCGGAUCCGGAUCGGAGGGUGCUGAUUCGUCACUUCAGGAACACUACAACAAGGAAAUGACUUUGGAGGAAGCUGAAUUGCUGGCUUUAUCUACACUCAAGCAGGUUAUGGAGGAAAAGGUCACUGCUUCUAAUGUGGACAUUGCGAAAGUUGCCCCUACGUAUCACCUGUACACUCCCGCUGAGGUUGAGGCUGUAAUUGGGCGGUUGUAGGUCUUGUUAUUAAGGUCAAAUUCCCGAAUCAUCAAAACUGGAGGAUCGGGGACACAUUUCAGAACAUAGCGAUUUGAGGUUGCCGACGAGGGUAUUUUUCACAGCACAGCACCAGUUUUGUAAAGUGGCCGAUCAAUGCUCUCUCUCGCAUUGCGCUUUCGGUGACAUUGAACUGAACAUGCUCCUAAAGUUAGAAGGCCAUUUUGGGUCACAGAAAGUUCAUGUCAUGAAGUGUCAGAUAUAUGGCUUCUGCUGGCAGCAAAUAAAUAGGUUUAGAUACCUAGCCGAUGAUCAGGGGAUGAAGUCAUGUAGAGUGUCCACAGUCUGGCAGGAACAUUGAAAGAUUCUUCUAACGGUCCUCAGGGGUAUCGUUGAAAUUGCUGACUAUCAUUUCCAUUUUGCACCUCUAGCAAACCUUGUUGGAAUAGAACAAAUCAAAAUUGUCAAAUUUGUCGUUAGAAUCAUCUCUUGUUUCCGAAACUGCUGAUAGUCGUCUUAUGUGUUGCUUCUUGAGUGAUUGACUGCAGACUACGC